ACUGUGUCCAAUCAGGCUGGCUUCCUCUUUGAUGUCGAUGGUGUCCUGCUCCGUGGGGGCUCGGUGAUUCCCGCCGCUCAAAGAGCAUUGAGAAAACUUCUGGACAGAAAUGACAGGUUCCUGUUUCCUGUCGUCUUUGUCACUAACGCAGGAAGUUGUCAGAGACACCACAAAGCCCAGCAGCUGUCUCAUCUCUUUAAUGUCCAGAUCACCACAGAGCAGGUGCUUCUUUCCCAUAGUCCUUUGCAGCUGCUGAAGACUUUCCAUGAUAAAUGUGUCCUCCUAUCAGGACAAGGUCCAGUGAUGGAGAUCGCCAACACACUGGGUUUUCAGAAAGUUGUGAGCAUGGAGCAGCUCGCAGAACACCACCCCCUGCUGGACAUGGUGGACCACAACAGGAGACCAAAAUUACCUUGUAACAUGUGUUACUUUAUAAAGACAAUCUUUUUUACUUUGACUAUAACAUGCCAUGUUACUGUAGUGAUUAUACUGUUUGGGGAGCCAAUAAGGUGGGAGACAAACCUCCAACUGUUAAUGGAUGUGCUUCUGACCAAUGGGAGCCCUGGUCACAAGUAUGACACUGAGCUGUCGACACAGCUGCCAGUCCUGGCCUGUAACACAGACCUAAUGUGGAUGGCCGAGGCCCCGUCUCCCAGGUUUGGUCAUGGGAUGUUCAUGUUGUGUCUGGAGUCUGUCUACAGGAAGCUGACGGGUCGACAACUGCAGUACAAAGAGCUGCUGGGAAAACCCAGUCUGCUGACAUAUCAGUACGCUGAGCAUCUGCUGAAGAAACAGAACCAGAACCACGACAUCAAAACAAUCUACGCUAUUGGGGCACGUUUCUUGUUGGUGUGCACUGGUGUAUACAAUCCCCACCUGCCCUUAACUAACACCAAUGGCAUGAUGAUGGUGUCCCAUGAUGAUGGAGAUCUGGCUCUGAAACCACAUCUAAUAGAACCAUGUCAUAUCGUGGAGGACGUGGAUGCAGCCGUGGAUCUGGUGCUGCUAGAGCAAAACUCUUAAACCCUGAUCUGCAAGUUUGAGCUGCGACCCUGUUGACGCGCAGAGCUCUCACACUGUAUUUAAGGACUUGAUGUGUUUGGAGUGGACAAUUUCGGUUUUUAUUGUAAUUUAGCAAGCUUUCAGCAGCAGAGGUAUGAUAUUUGACAACAUCCUGUCCUCGUCCCAAGUUAAGAAAUUCAGUUGUAAAGUUUGAAUGAUUUUUGGAUAUGACACCUUCAACCAACGUGGUAAAAUCACAAGGAAUCCCUGCUACUGACAGAAUUGCCUUAGUAGAUAUUACCUUAACUUUAACCAAGUAAAAUUCACCAGUAAAACCAGUGUGAAGACUGUUCUAACAUUGUAUAAAGUUUACAUUUAACUUUCAUUCCCUAUCCAUUAAUUUUUUUAAUCUAAAUUCUUUGAGUUCCAUAAGUAAGAUAUGUGAUUAGUUUUGUUUUUCCAUAAAAUAUGAUCCGGAGAGGAUCCAAAAUUCAAACAAAGAUAGUCAUAGUUUAAAGUAAAAUAUAUAAUUAUUUCACUAUAUAUUGAAUUAUUUGCUAGUCCUGUGUUUCACAGCAUCAUGAAAUUGAGUUGAGAGAGCGCAUCGCGUCCUGAUACCAAAACCACCAUCCACCUUUGGAGGUUUUGAAGCAGCGGAAGGAAUAUGCAGAGAUAGAAUUUGUAUUUAAGGAAAGAAAAUUUGGCUCCAAACCCCGUUUCCUGCAAGGAUGAGGGGUCUUUUAUCCGGAGGGAACCGUGUUAUACGACUCGGUGGAGGAGGCGACCAGCAACAUGGAAAAAGGGGAUUCCAGGUAACGGUCAUCAAACGCACGGAGAUUUUAUUGGAGCAGAUCCGAAGAUUAUCAUGGCGCACAGCGAGAAAGACCAAUGACCAGAUUAACAAGGAUCAUAACCGGGACUAUAGUUAGAAACACCAAGUAUUCAGACGCCAAAAAAAAAAAAAAAA
Molecule: messenger RNA, 1969 nt
Organism: Cynoglossus semilaevis (tongue sole)
Lineage: Eukaryota; Metazoa; Chordata; Actinopteri; Pleuronectiformes; Cynoglossidae
Product: haloacid dehalogenase-like hydrolase domain-containing 5
Exons: 7
Biological process (GO): glycerophospholipid biosynthetic process
Cellular component (GO): mitochondrion
Source: RefSeq, a predicted model, not a curated record